GAGCCGAGCCGGGCCGAGCCGAACCGGCGCAGGCUGUUGGGAGGGUCGGUGUCGUCGCCGCCAUGUACCGGGCUCUGUACAGUUUCCGUUCGGCCGAGCCCAACUCGCUGCCCUUUGCCGCUGGCGAGACGUUCCUGCUGUUGGAGCGCAGUAACCAGCACUGGUGGCUUGUCACCCGCGCCGGCUCCGGCGAGACAGGCUACGCGCCGGCCUCCUACCUCCAGCGGCUGCAGGUGCUGGAGCAAGAUGUGGUUCUCCAGUCUAUUGACCGAGCCAUCGAGGCUGUGCACAACGCGGCAAUGAAGAAUGGGGGAAAGUACAACCUGGAGCAGAGAGAUGUCCUCCAAAAACUGAUCCAUCACCGCAAGGAGACCGUGUCCCGCAAAAGUCACUCCCCCACCCCCCAGGGCAUGGUGAUGACGCAGUCCUCCAGCGAUCACCAUCUGGACGUGGCACGGCAGCCCAAUGGGGUGUGCCGGACAGGGUACGAGCGGCACCACAGUCUUCCAAACACCGAGUUUGAAGAGGAGGAUGAAGGUCUCUAUCAGAUCCCAGCACAGGCCCGGCGUGCUGCUCCCAUCACCCCGCCUCCUCCCGAGAAACGCAAGAGCCCACAGAUUGCUGCUCCUGUUAAAAACGCUGUUGAAAUUAUCACUGGGUCAGCUUCUAGUGCCUCCUCCAUGAGCACAACAUCCUUGGAUACCUUGUACACUGCUUCUUCUGCAUCAGAGACCGCUCUCCCGACAGCCACCUCCAGUCCUGCCAACACCCCACCCCCUGUCCCGAGCCGCAGCGUCCACACCACCAUAACGCGCAACUUGGACACUGGCUCAGUGACCCACUCCCGCUAUGGGACUUCCUCGAAGGACGGGGCUAGCAAAUCUCCUCAGACCAAGAGGGCUGCCCCGGCACCACCAGCUGAAGGAGGGACCCAGAGGUCCCACACUGUGGAUGGGGAGAAGACUUCUCAGGUGAAGAAAGCUGCCCCAAACCCUCCGGCAGGCCUGGAUGCCUUCAACAACCUCUGCCUAGAGGAUAAGAAGGCAACUGUGGUAGAGCCAGUGCCACCAGAGCCCAGUGGCCUGGUGGCAUCCGUGCCCAAGACGAUAGGUGCUGAACUGAUCGAGCUGGUGCGCAGGAACACCCAUCUCAGCUACGAGCUGUCCCGCGUGGCCAUCGGCGUGGUCAUUGGCCACAUCCAGACCUCCGUUCCAGCAACCAGCAGCAUCAUGGAGCAGAUUCUCAUCUCUGUGGUGGAGAGUAAGAAUCUGAGCGCGGGGCUGCCCUCAGGACAGAUCUGCCACGACGAGCAGAGGCUGGAGGUGAUCUUCACAGAUCUGGCCAGGCACAAGGAUGAUGCUCAGCAGCGCAGCUGGGCACUCUAUGAGGAUGAGAAUGUCAUCUGCUGCUACCUGGAGGAGCUGCUUCGCAUCCUGACAGAUGCAGACCCAGAAGUUUGCAAGAAAAUGUGCAAGAAGAACGAGUUUGAAUCUGUCCUGUCCCUUGUGGCGUAUUAUCAGAUGGAACACAGGGUGCCCUUACGGCUGCAGCUGCUGAAGUGCUUUGGAGCCAUGUGCAACUUGGAUGCUGCAGUCAUCUCAACACUCGUAAACUCUGUGCUGCCCAUGGAGCUGGCCCGGGACAUGCAGACUCACACGCAAGAUCAUCAAAAGAUGUGCUACUCUGCCCUGGUGCUGGCCAUGAUGUUCUCCAUGGGGGAGCCCCUGCCAUACCAUCACUAUGAACAUCUCAACUCUCAGUUUGUGCAGUUCCUACUGGAUGUGAUUGAGGAUGGGCUGCCCUCAGACACCACUGAUCAGCUGCCUGACUUAUUCGUCAACGUCCUUCUGGCUUUCAAUCUCCACAUUCCAGUUCCAGAACACAGCGUGAUCAUGACCACAAUAAGCAAGCACUCAAACGUCAAGACUUUCACAGAGAAGCUGUUGCUGCUGCUGAACAGGGGAGAUGAUCCAGUUUGUAUCUUCAAGCAUCAGCCUCAGCCACCGCACUCGGUGCUGAAGUUUCUGCAGGACAUCUUUGCCAGCAAGGAUACAGCAAGCAUCUUCUACCACACGGACAUGAUGGUCCUGAUAGACAUCCUGGUGCGGCAGAUUGCUGACCUCUCCCCGGGAGACAAGCUGAGAAUGGAGUAUCUGUCUCUGAUGCACGCCAUCAUCCGCUCCACACCCUAUCUGCAGCACCAGCACCGCCUUUCUGACCUGCAGGGCAUCUUGCAGCGUAUCCUGGGGGAGGAGGAGGAGGACCAGCAGUGCCAGAUGGACAAACUGAUCAUCUUGGAGAUUUAUAAGGAGUUCCCAGAAAUCUCUCCCAGUACAAGCUAACCACCCCUCAGCUUGGACUGGAUGGAGUUUGAACCACUUGGAUUGAUGGCAUCUCUUGUUGACACUUUCUCCCCAUUUCCUUCCAGUACAGCUCAUACCUUAUAUCCCUCCAUGCGAGGCCUAAGGCUGGGACAGCAUUCACCAGCCCUUUAGAAAGGCCAGCAGCAGAAAGGGUGUGGGGUGCCCCUGGGGCCUGGUGCUCAGGGGAGGUCAGAGCUGGGUGGGUGCUGGCACGUGGCUUGCCUGCAAGAUUCGGGCAGGAGGUAUUUAGGCAGCUGGUGUUAGUGGGAAGGAAGGGCAGAGAGCUUGCGAGGGACUUGGCAGGCAAGGUGGGGGGUGCUUAGCUGUGUUGGUGUCCCGAGGUCCUGAAGAGAAAGGCCUUAGAGUAUCACUUCUUUUUUCCAUGUGCAUCUCUCUCCCUGCAGUGACCAAGUGGAGUCUGCUGGUGCUUGGAAGAAGCUUUUGUAACAUCUGUUUUGUUUUCUGCUGCUAGUGCCAAUGUGCUGCAGCCCUGCUGAGGGGAGGUAGCCUGCUCGCUGUCUAGCGCCUUGUCUAGUGAGCCUUUUGCUCCCUCCUGGCCUCUGCUUUGCCUCUGGGUAGCAGCCCACCUAGGGUCAUAGAGGUCUUAUGCCAGCAGCUGCUUUUUUCACUCUGCUUUCUAUAGUGGUGUUUAAAUCUGAAUUUCCUACGGCAGCCUAGCAGUAACGACCACGUGAGUGAUGCUGCCCCUAGGAAGCCUUUGGCCUGGACACAGCAGAAAGAUGUGUCCUGCCGGGUGAAAGCUGCCACUCGCCCCCUCUCGCAGCACUGCCCCGGGGCCCUGAGCAGCGGCGCUGCGUGUGGGCAGGGGCGCUCUGUUCGUGAAGCGUGUGCAUUUCUUGCCUUGAGCUUCAUCGUAGCUCUGCCUCGCUGCUCUGCCUCUCCACGUGGCAGCACUUGGAGGCAGAGUGAGCCUGGUGUCCAGUAGCUGUUUGUGACUAUGCACGAGUGUGGGGAACCCUUAUUUAUAUUUCCUCUAGGUUUCUAGAAACAGGAUUAACCUCCUUCCCUGUAACAGAUAGUCACACUAACGUGAGUCUCUUAGAUAUUUGUGUGCACAGUCUGGUCACUCCCUGUUCCCAGCUCUUCCUUUGCAGUAUCCGCUGCAGGAGCUUUUGGAAAGUGGAACUGGAAAUACUGAGCACUGUAUUUUAUUUUUGUUGUUUUUUUGUUUAGCUUGAGGUAAUGACAAGAGCUCUGCUUUUGCAGGUCUGGACUCUGGGCACUGAGGUGGUGGUGCUUGGGAACAGAGUAGGUUAGCCUGGCAGCCAAGGAGGGGCAAGGUCCUCCUGAAGUUAGCCUGGGAAUGGCCAAGCUUAAUAACCACCCUCAUAGAAAAACCUAUUUUUCCCCUGUAAAAAUGUAUGAAUGUCAAAAGGGAUCCUGUAUUUUCUUAAACACUGAGUGUAACAAGCAGAAGAAUAAAAUGUCUUAAACUGGA
Molecule: messenger RNA, 3822 nt
Organism: Pogoniulus pusillus (Red-fronted tinkerbird)
Lineage: Eukaryota; Metazoa; Chordata; Aves; Piciformes; Lybiidae
Gene: NCKIPSD
Product: NCK interacting protein with SH3 domain
Exons: 13
Coding region: 63-2342 (759 amino acids)
Biological process (GO): endocytosis
Molecular function (GO): Arp2/3 complex binding; protein binding
Source: RefSeq, a predicted model, not a curated record